UUCAUUUGUGACACUUUGUAAUAAUUGUAUUAACUAAUUCACUCCGUCACCUGUGUGUACAUACUUAUUUUCUACUUUAGAAAUAAUCUUCAAAAUGAAUUACUCAAUUUUUCUCAACAUUUUCUCAUCACUAAUUUACUUCUCAUACGGUGCUCGAGACGUGGAAUAUCCGCCCCAACAAUUUUUCCCUGUCGACGUGAGCAAUGUGACCUGGGCGCAUGGGGUCAAUUCUCAAGAAGCCUUAACCCAAACUCUGGCCGACCCUUCGAUCCGAAUGAUCGAAUGCGACCUUUCUCGUGGCUGGUUGAAUAUCUCAGGAGUAAUUUCUGGAUGGGAAAUGGUGAUCAUGGCGCACCCUCCCGCAACCACUUCGGACCUCUCGUUCAACUCCUUCCUCGACCAAGUGAUUGAAUUCAACAAGGGAAAAUCUCUCGAAGACAUGAAAGGUGUCAAGUUGGACUCGAAAGACUAUUAUUCUGCAGCAUUUUCAAUCUUACGACUUCGAGGACGAAACGAAUCAGAACCAUUGAAAUUUCCGGUCUGGAUAAAUGCCGACGUGGUGCAAGGAAAUUCGCAAAGUUUGCCAAAAGUUGGGGGUGUUGAUUUGCUAAAGUUGCACAAUAUUAAUUUGCCAAGCUCAGUUUUGUCGCUCGGAUGGACGACGAAGUGGGAUGAGGGGGAUAUUGGCAAAGGCUACUCUCGGGAAGAUAUGGAUGAAAUGAUCCAAGUUUUUCGCAACUUUUCGUCAAACCCGAUAAGAACAGAGAACCUUCCAGUGACAUUUGCAGUGAGGGCGGUUUUGGCGCAGAAUUCCUUGUCGAAUUUGCUCUAUCUUCUUAACGCCACGUCGCAACGGUCAUCGCUCACGUUGUGGACGGGAGCGAGCGACCCUAAGGUUGACUUGGCCCUGAUUGCUGAUAUGUUCAAGGUUGUCGGCAGACACCGAGUGUUCGUCGACCUCCCGUAUGAUGAUUGGAAAACGAGUUUAGGAAACGGGAUGCAAAUUACGAAUUGGGUUGUUUUAGUUGUCGCCAGUAUUUCGGUUUGUUUGAGGCUUUCUAGUUAAACCUUAUAAUGAAGUGUUAAGAACUAUAAGAAGGAGUGAAAAUCAAUAAAGUAUUUAUGGACUUAUUGUAGAUUUUAUAGCUAAA
Messenger RNA from Folsomia candida, 1151 nucleotides. RefSeq names its product protein FAM151B. The record is from RefSeq and is a predicted model, not a curated record. The coding region runs from base 95 to 1066 and encodes 323 amino acids. The transcript is spliced from 2 exons. Lineage: Eukaryota; Metazoa; Arthropoda; Collembola; Entomobryomorpha; Isotomidae.